Colossoma macropomum (tambaqui) is the source of this 1210-nucleotide messenger RNA. RefSeq names its product proteoglycan 4-like. The transcript is spliced from 2 exons. The record is from RefSeq and is a predicted model, not a curated record. Bases 440 to 889 code for a protein of 149 amino acids. Lineage: Eukaryota; Metazoa; Chordata; Actinopteri; Characiformes; Serrasalmidae.
UUUAACAUUUUUGUUAUGGAAUAUUCUCACAAAGUCAAGGGAAUUGGGCAGGUUCAACUUCUCAACUAUAUUUUUAAAAUUGUUUUUGCUGUAUUUAUGUUUAUUUGUUUUCAUGCAUAUUAUGUUUUUACUGGCAAAACACCCUGCUGAGAUUGAAAGACUUCUGCACAGUACUGUACAUAAUAUAAUCACAUUAGAUAAUCGAUGUUUGUAUGUGUGCGAUGGAAGAAAUUACUAUUCUCUACCUUAAACUUCAUGGUCAAUUAUUAGCCAAAACACUAAAUUAUUCUACAUACUCUAAAUACUAAAAAUAGCACUAAGAACUGCAUGCUAGUCUUCACAUUUUGACAGUUUGGUGUGUGAUUACCAGCUAUCAAGUAUUAAACUAUCCUACAUUCUUCACCUCAUAUCGGCACAUUUCUUUAACACUGUUGUCUUUAUGUGUCUUUGCCAGUUAAACGUGACAGACAACAUGGGUGAUUUGGGUGUGGUUUCAUAUCUGGCUGAUGCAGAAGGCAAUGUGGUGAUUGGGCCCACAACAUCUGUUCCCACUGCUCUUUUGUCUAAACCUCCAACACCUGCCAAAUCAAAGCAUUCAACCUCCACUACACCUGCUCCACAAACUCCAACCUCCACAGCACCUCUCUCUCCCACUUCACCCAUCCCCACUCCAGAGGAGAAAACCAAGAAGAAAGAGAAGAAGAAAGUGACGCGGAGGAAAGACUCUGUUAUUCUGAAACUACCUGCUGGAGAGACGGAGUCAGUUGAUGCCACAACAUCUCCUGUUACACCUGGAUGGGACACCACACCCAUAAUUCCAGCUCUGCCCAAUACAGACGCAGAGGCAUCAGCAGAAGCAGCAGAAGAGUUGCCUAAAGCGGAAGAGUGAGUGAGAGAGAUACAGAGAGAGAGUGAGAGAGAGUGUGUGUGAGAGAGAGAGAGAGUGAGAGAGAGUCAGACAGUCAAAGAUGAAAAGGAAAACAUAUUGCUGUCUCAAUAACUCCUGUCAUGGCAAGAUUAUAAAAACUAGAGUGUUUAAAUAGAGAAAGUGUUCUGUCAUGCGUGGUGUGUUAAAAUUACUGCCCAAAAUCUCUGUAAAGUGCUCUACACUGUUGUGGAACACAGUCUCUGCUUGUCAGUUUGUAUGGUUUAUAAAUGCAUGACUCAGCUGUAACCUGUCACUGACUUCAUCAUUUAUUCAUGAAUUAUG